Colletotrichum truncatum is the source of this 2073-nucleotide messenger RNA. RefSeq lists its product as uncharacterized. NCBI's taxonomy places the organism in Eukaryota, Fungi, Ascomycota, Sordariomycetes, Glomerellales, Glomerellaceae. Gene Ontology annotation, molecular function: zinc ion binding; DNA-binding transcription factor activity, RNA polymerase II-specific. Gene Ontology annotation, biological process: regulation of DNA-templated transcription. The record is from RefSeq and is a predicted model, not a curated record.
AUGUCAACACUACCCCCCAACCACAGUCGGAACGACUUCAUGAGAUCAACAGCUGCAGUCAACAUGGCCGUCGCAUCAUCUGCGAAGGCCAAGUCGGCCUGCAAAACGACCAACAACAAUGCCAACCCCAAGGCAAAGACUCAGAUGCACCGUCGCUCGAGAACAGGAUGCUAUACUUGCAGAUUGCGCCGCAAGAAGUGUGACGAGGGCUCGCCAAUGUGCUCCGCUUGCAAACAUCUUGGUCUGACAUGCGAAUACAAGCGGCCCAUGUGGUGGAGCAACAACGAUGCCCGCCGCAAGCACAAGGACGACAUCAAGAUGAUUAUCAAGCGCAAGAAACUUUCGGAAAAGGCGUCGCACACUAUCCAGACUUCCGUCGGUUCCCCUCCGGGCUUGUCGCACUCGCUGCCCACCUCCGCCACUUUCUCAGACCCUCUUGACCGCACCCGCUCCGCCUCCAUUGACUCUCACUUCUCCCCGGCUUUCAAUUUCAAUAGCCCGCCUACUGCAGAAUAUGCCGCAUACAACCCGCAGAUGCACCCUGACUUCAUGUUCGGUGCUUUCCCCUCACCGUACGAGAUCGAUGUCAAAACUGAACGCCAAGUGUACAUGAACGAUGUACCCACCCUGAGAGAGUCGCACGUUUCGACCUUCAGCACCUACCAGACCCCUCCACCUCCCGGAACCAUUCUUCCUUCGUCAGUGCCCCUCGAAGGCGAAUGGAGCGAGCAGGUAUACUCGGAGCGCAAAGAGUCCCUCGGCGAAGAGACCCUCAACGUCAACUUCUUUGACUUUUCCCAUGGCCCAGCCAUGUCCAGUCGCCAAGUCGCAGUUGAGCUUGACGAGAACGACCAGCGCCUGCUGGACCAUUUUGUCCAAUUCGUUCUUCCCACAGUUUUCCCAAUCCUCGAGUCUAACCAGCACGGCUCUGUCGGAUCCGACUUGAUCCUUCCGGCUCUGCAGAGCAACAAGGGCUAUCUUCACUGCUGCCUGAGCAUCGCCGCCCAGCACUACAAGGCGACGAUGAAUGUCCCUGGCGAAGAGAUUGACCAAGACAUCAUGCGACAUCGUUACGCUACCAUCUCCUCCUUGUGCGAUGCUCUUAACAAGGACGAGAACCACCAAGAGAUUCUCGAGGCUGCAUUGGGUCUCAUUUUCUUCCAGUGCGUCGUUGGUCGCUAUGACGACUCACUUCCUGACAUCCCAUGGCACCAGCACUUCCAGGCUGCCAUCAGUCUUGUCCAGAAGCUUGACCUCCCGCGCCUGGUAUCGGAUCCCAAUGAACAUAUGCUCCAGACCCCCUUCAACAUGACCUUGACGUCUUGGAUUGAUAUACUCGGCGCGACUAUGCAGGGACAAGCACCCACAUUCGCGCACACGUAUCGUGAGAAACAUCUAUCUUCCAACCCCAGCCUGGGCCUUCGUGAGCUCAUGGGUUGCGAAGACCGCGUCAUGUACCUCAUCUCUGAAAUUGCCUGCCUCGAGGCCCUCAAGGGAAGCGGCAUGGACGAUAUCACCCUUUGCCAGCACGUCCACGCCCUCGGUGAGCAGAUCAACCUCACCGAGAUGGGCGAGCCCAGUCCCAAGAUGCCCUACAACAGUAACGGCAGCCUUUCCCCGAAGCAGCUUUCCAAGAACAUCACAGCCGCUUUCCGCAUCGCCGCUCGCAUUUACCUAUGCAGUUUGGUGCCCGGCUUCAACCCGGCGCAACCCUCCUGCGUCGGCCUUGUAGAGAAGCUCACCAACGUCCUCCAGCUCAUCCCUUCUGGACCUGGAGGCUUUGACCGCAGUCUCGUCUGGGUUUACCUCAUUGGUGGCUCUGUCAGCUUGCCUGACAGCUCAUUCCGCGCCCUCUUUGACGACCGCGUUUCUCAGCUUGGCGAUGUGUCCGACUACGGUUCCUUUGGCCGCGUCGCCUCGCUUCUCAACGAAGUCUGGAUGCAGACUGGUAACAUCAAGAGCAAUGGCAGCCCUGCUGCUAGCCCAGGCUCUUCGCAUGGGGCGGAGACGGUACCAUACAUCCACUGGCGGGAUGUCAUGCAGAUGAAGGGCUGGGACUUUUUGCUGAUCUAA